Molecule: messenger RNA, 906 nt
Organism: Castor canadensis (American beaver)
Lineage: Eukaryota; Metazoa; Chordata; Mammalia; Rodentia; Castoridae
Source: RefSeq, a predicted model, not a curated record
GGUGUAUUUCUUAAUGCAGAUAUGAAAAACAGUAGCUCCGUGUCGAAUACAUUGACAAAUGGAUGUGUCAUCAGUGGACAUUUGGACUUCCCCUGCACGACCCAGCUCAAUGGGAUGGAAAGCAGGAAUGACCCGUGCUUAACAGGACCUAAUGCAGUUAGCAAUGGAUUAGUUCCAGGACCACCAUUUCCAAGUGGCCAGGGUUCUGCCCAUGUUAAUGGGGCUGAGGAGCCAGAGAAGACCUGUAUGAGCGUUAGCCCUGAGAUGUGUGGCUCUCUGCACCUGAACGGGAGCCCCAGUAGCUGCGUAGCCAGCAGGCCUUCCUGGGUGGAGGACAUGGGGGAGAACUUGCACUAUGGACACUACCAUGGGUUUGGGGACACUGCUGAGAGCAUCCCUGAGCUAAGCAGUGUGCUGGAGCACUCCAGCUGCGUGCAGGUGGAACAGCGGUACAACAGUGCUGUCCUGGGCGCCAUGCACCUGCACCAUGGCUCCUGAGGCCAAGAGGCCUGCCUCCUCUCUGGUGGCUGCUCAGAGCAUCACUGCAGCACCAGCCUGAAGGACUGUUGUGGUCUGUGCUGUGGUACUUAGCUCUCUCCUUGGAGCAGUCCCACUUCGGUGUGUGUGCAGGGCUCCCCAGUGCACAGACGUUCCUAACGGGGCAUUGGGCCUUUUAUAUGAUGCACUUUUGGAGUAUCAUUUUUCUGACACCGCCAGUCUAGUUGGUUUUGUUUGUUUGUUUGUUUGUUUUUUAAAUACUGUCUCCAGAAAUUAUAUCUGACCAAGAUGAAUUGGGGUAGUACAUGAGGUGCUUGGUAACCUACCCGUUUGUACUUGGGCACCGUUAUAGAAAGCUUUACUCUUUCAUGUAGAGUUCAUUACAGCACAUAUUUCCCUAUGCAAGGU